CGUAUGGUGGAACUUGUAUGCGCAAUAUGCGUUCAUCUCUUUCCGUAGCACGUGCGCUGGGAUCGAUCGACCGAGUCGGCCUCUUUCGAGUUUCGAGUCAGUAUACGCGAUAGCUUGUGUGACGGCGAGUGUCAGUUGAGUUUGUUGUGCGCGUGUGUAGUCGCUCCUAGCUAUCGAUCCGUAGCCAGACCGCAUUGCUGUACAUUCCGGAGGCGGUGCCUCGCCUAGUUUUCGUCGAUCUCCGACGUGACGGACGCGUGUCGGCGUCGGCGGCGGCCCGGACUGCCCUGCGCAGUAACAGCGCGGGAGAGACGGCCCUCUCUUCUGCCAAAACCGAAUCGCUGUCCGCGGCGGACGGCUGUGAUGUAGCCGGGGCCGGUGAACGUGCGGCCUUCGGACAAAGGAACCGCGACUCUAUAUUCGCGAUGAAGAAGUUCACUUUCAAGGGGGUGUUGGACGGGUUCCGCAGCUCGGUGCAGGCUGCCCCGCGCGGGACGGAACAAGAAAUACAGGAGACGCUGCGCUCGGAGCACUUCCAAGUUAAAAAGACAUUCCGCCACGGCUUCCCGUUCUCCCCCACGGCGCUAGCAUGGGACCCGAUACAGAAGCUGCUCGCUAUUGGAGACAAGACAGGCAACCUCAGGAUUCUAGGCGGGCCCGGCGUGGACGCUCACGUGCGCCACGACAACGGCGAGGUGGUGCUGCACGCCAAGUUCCUGGUGAACGACGGCGGGCUGGUCACCGCCACGGCUGACGACCAGCUGCAUCUGUGGACCUUCCGCCAGAAGCCGCCGCAGCGCGUGCAGUCGCUCAAGUUUCAGAGGGAACGUAUAACCAGCCUGCACCUGCCGUUACAAUCAAAAUGGAUCCACGUGGGCACGGAGCGCGGGAACGUGCACGUGGUCAACAUAGAGACCUUCGCGCUGAGUGGCUACGUCAUCAACUGGAACAAGGCCAUUGAAGUAACGAGACCAAACCACCCUGGAGCAGUGGUGGAAAUCAGUGACAACCCUUUAGAUGCCAGCAAGCUACUAAUAGCAUUCGAGAGCGGUCUCGUAGUAGUAUGGGACUUGCGCGCCCGAGCUGCGGAGUGGCGCGGCUGCCUCGGCACGGGCGGGCCGGGCGAGGCCGUGCGCGCGGCGGCGUGGCAGCAGGACGGCAAGUUCAUGACGGCCCACGCGGAUGGAGCCCUAGCUACCUGGACUACGAGGUCACCACGACCCUCGUCGAUGUCGUACCCACAUGCAAAAGCAAACAAAGACGGAAAGCUGGAGCCCUGUAAACCAAUACAUAGAUUAGAAUGGAAAACAUCAAGAACUGGCGAGAGCAUGGUGAUAUUCUCCGGCGGGUUGCCCACGGACAAGGCGGGCCGCACGCACAGCGUGACCGUGCUCAAUGGCAAGAGCACCACAGUACUGGAGAUGGAGCACAGCGUGGUUGACUUCGUCACGCUCUGCGAGAGUCCACACGCUGCAGACUACCAAGAGCCAUAUGCCAUAGUGGUGCUACUGCAGAACGAUCUGGUGGUGAUCGACCUGCAGUCUCCCGGCUACCCGUGCUUCGACAACCCCUACCCCAUGGACAUUCAUGAGUCGCCCGUCACCUGCUGUUCCUACUUCGCGGACUGCCCUUCGGAUUUGAUACCCGCAUUCUACUCAGUAGGUCGGGCAGGCAACAAGAAGGCCGCUGGCUUCAGUGAGAAGCUCUGGCCGAUAGAUGGUGGAGAAUGGGCGCCUGCUUCUUGCUCAUAUAGCGAGAUUAUACUUACUGGGCACGCAGAUGGUAGUGUAAAGUUUUGGGACGCUAGCGCGGGAACUUUACAAAUUUUAUACAAAUUGAAAUGUUCAAAAGUGUUCGAGCGGCGUAGCGGCAGCGGCGCGGGCGUGUGCGGGGCCGGCGCGGGCGGUGCCGGCGGGCUGGCGGGGCCGAGCGGGCUGGCGGGGCUGGGCGGCGACGAGGACAGCCCGCUCGGCAUCCAGCACGUGGCGCUGUGCGCGGAGUCGCGCCGGCUCGCGGUGGCGCUGCCGCACGGACACGUCAUGCUGUUCAAGUUCCGCAAGCAGGAGGUCACCGCGGAGACGCACGUAUUAGAAAUCCCUGUGAUAUCCGAUGCAGUAGAAGAGGAGGCAUCUCCCGAUGCGGAGGGAGGACGCUCCGCAUCUUGCGGGCGAAGCGAAGACGAAACGAGACGGGCAAGCGGGGCGGUGUGCGGGUCGGCGGGCGGCGCGCUGGGCGCGCGCGUGCGGGGCAGCGCGGGCACGGGCGGCGCGCGGCGGGCGCCCGGCUUCCAGGCGGCACUCGUCGCGCUGCAGCUCGGGCCCGCGCACCCCGUCGCCGCGCUCACCAUCAACUCGUCCUAUGGCCUUAUGGCGUGGGGCGGUGAGCGCGGUAUCGUGGUGGUGGACAUCUGGCGGCGCGUGGUGGUGGCAGCGCUGCCCGCGCACGCGCUGUACCUGCCCGAGCCGGCGCUGCGAACCGACCGCCCCGACCGCCCCGACCGCCCCGACCGACACGACCGACACGACCGCCGCUCGCCGGACCUCGACCAGCUCGAGGAGUCGCCGGGGAGCCCGGAGCCCGCGGAGGAGGCGCCGCCCGACCCCAAGCUCGACAUGAGGCGCAAGUCCACGCCUUGGAAAACGUUCAACCUAAAACGGCAACUUUCAAAAGUCGAUCUCAAAUUAAAAGCCGCUUUUGGUCCCGUCGAUAACGAGGACAACGUCGAAAAGAGCAACUCUCAAUUCUAUUGCGAGCCCACGGAGAAACCGGACAGCGCUCAAGAGUCGAACAACGACUCUCCGGAUGGUGAAGAACCUUCAGAAAAAAACACGGAAGAGGACAAAAGUCAAUUAUCGUCGCCGUUGCGCGUGUGCUCCGAUGUCUUCGAGAGAAUGCACAAAGAACUACAAGAGAAAAGAUCAUCCGACGUCUACGAUAGAAUGCACAAAGAGCUGCAGGAGAGGUGGCAGGACAAGGAUCGAAUAGAGACUUCCAAUGAAGUGUCGCCUUCGAAACUCGGCGAAGACGAAAAAGCCGUGCGACCAGAUAAUCUUCCGUUGUUCGAUGAAGACGGGAAACCCACGCGUCCGCCGCGACAGAAGAGCAAAAAGAAAGACGAGAAGGAUCAAAGAGACCAAAGGCUUCUAUCAGUACCGAACAUAAAGUACACGAAACAAGAUUCCGUAAAAGACUUGCGGAAGAAGCAGCCGAGCCAGCAGGGUCAGUCGUUCGCGGGGAACCUGAUGCGGCGUUUCAGAGAGUUUGUAGCCAGACUUUGCCCGAAAAACGAAGCGAACGUUGGAGACGACAAAAACGAAGAAGUCAUAGAGGUGCCCCACAGGAUAGGCCGCGUAGACAAGCUGGACAGCUCGUUCUCUCGUUCACGCUCCAGCAGCAUGUCAAGCUUGGAGAACAUAUCGCAGGAAGGAAUCCAGUGUUUGGCAUUCGCUGACAGCUAUAUCAAGAAAUCGGAUCCUACAUCGUUGGUCCCGACGUUGUGGAUAGGCACAACACUGGGGUCUGUGCUGACGAUGAUGAUCAACCUCCCAGAAGCGGACUUGCGACACACGCAACCCGUAGUUGUUACGACUAGUGGUGGUCCCAUCUUUAGGUUAAAAGGGUCAAUUUUGACCAUGUCUUUUCUCGAUUGUAAUGGUGCUUUAAUUCCCUAUUCAUAUGAAAGCUGGAAGGACGAUAGUAAAGAUAACCGAGAGCGAAGAGAAAGAACACCAACAAAGCAGAGUUCCUCGGGCAGCGGCAGCCACACGAGCCCCACGCCGCUGGAGGCCGGCGACCGCCAGUUCGUGGUCAUCGCGUCCGAGAAGCAGGCGCGCGUGGUCGCGCUGCCCAGCCAGAACUGCGUCUACCGGCAGCAGAUCGUCGACACCGACUUUGUUGUUAAAGCUGAGAUUGUGAGCUUAAAAGAUAGCGUGUGCCUCGUGAGCUACCUGUCGACGGGCCACCUGUCGGCCUACAGCCUGCCGUCGCUCAGGCCGCUGCUACACGUAGAUUUUCUGCCGCUCUCGGAGCUCAGCUUCCAGACACAGUCCAAACAGAGGGGUAUCGUAGACCCAAUGCUCUCCAUUUGGGGCCAACAACUCAUUGUUAACGAGGACACGGACCAAAUAGCGAAGACGUUCUGCUUCAGCAACCGCGGCCACGGGCUGUAUCUCGCGUCGCCGACUGAAAUACAGAAAUUCACCAUUGAUGCUGAAUUCUGUUCACAACUAAACGAGAUGAUGGGGGAGCUUUUCCUGCCGCGCGACAUGCCCGAGCCGCCCAAGGAAAGCUUUUUCCGCGGCCUCUUCGGGGGAGGGGUCAGGCCACUCGAUAGGGAAGAGUUAUUCGGCGAGGGCAGCGGCAAGCCGAACCGCACGGUGGCCAAGCACAUCCCGGGCGCGGAGGGCGCGGCGGGGCUGGCGGUGCGCGCGGGCGCGGCCUCCAGCGAGGUGGCGCGCGCGCACCAGCUCGUGGUGGAGCGCGGCGACAAGCUGUCCCACCUGGAGGAGCGCACCGAGCGCAUGCACUCGCACGCCGCCGAGUUCUCCACCUCCGCGCACCAGCUCAUGCUCAAGUACAAGGACAAGAAGUGGUACCAGCUGUGAGCGCCGAGAGACCGCUUCGGCUUCGACGCGCCCGGCUGGACGCUCCCGCGGGCUUUCGGGAACGAUAAUUCGAUUACAACGGCACACUCGCCGAGUCGAUCGGUUUGAAUUGUAUCUCGAUGGAGUUUAGUAACGUUGAAAUGUUGGUGAGGGUGAAACGUUUUAUUCGAUUAUUGUCUGAAGGGUUGGGGGCCGCAUCGCGCGGGCAGUGGGGCGCAUCGCGGCUCGCCGUAGAGCUUAGCCUCUCGUAGUGUUUACGAUUUUACCUCUUAGAGUAACACAAUUGAACGCACAACGUUUCGUCACUCGCUCAUCUUAGAGCACGUAGUUGGGCCGCCUCGGUCUCCGCUCGCGAGCUGCUCGCGAACUCCCGGAGAUCCCCCGCUUCUUCCCCCGUCGUCCCAUCGUAGUGUUAAAUCGCUCCCGGCUUCCCCCGUCUCUCGCAGACGCCCUUGUACAUACCAUUCGCGUUCCGCGACGUGAUAAUGUAAAUAAGAUACACUAAUGUAAACUUUUUGUACGAUUAUUCGUUAGCGUCUCGGUGUCCCGCGACCUUGUGGCGUCCCGUGGCAGAGAGCGAUCGGAAAUGUGAUACAGUCUAAAGUUACUAUGGUGGGAAUUUCGACUGAACCGGUCGGCGAAGGACGCUCUGCCGUUCUUCGGUUCUUUUGUAUGGCGAUAUUUUGUUGAGAUGGAAUUAAGAGUAACGUUAAUAUACAUAUAUAUCGCAUCACCCGAGAUUAUUUAAUGUCGCUCCUAUUAUAAUAUUAUUCUAACUUACGAGUAGGUACGUUUUUGUAGCUACGGACGUUCGUAAAUGAAACGACGACUGCGAUAGUGAUAGUCGACGUCGAUCUGUAUAAAGUAUUGUUAAAGAUAAAUGAUUAAAAUAUGUUUAAACGAUUGGAGAUUUAAGCAUUGGAUGACAAUAAUUUUGUUACUCAUGUUGAGAUUACUUUGACACCGCGAGGUGUAUUUCCGUUUCACUUCUCGUACGCUUUACUUUUACUAUUAUUUAUUUACUCUAUUCUCUCUCUCUCUCUCUCUAAUGCACACGCGGUUGAGUUGUUCUGAUAUGAUAAAUACUAAUUUAAUUACGUGUACAUAAAAUAUGCCUUAUACGAUUUAUCUUCAAGUUAAUUAGUUGUUAAUUAAUAUAUCUUUAUGUAUUUUUAUAAAGCACACUUCUUAGUCGUUCGGUAACGAAAUACGCUUAGUGAUAAUUUUAAUAUUAAAGCGUAACCUGUGGUCGGGGCGCGUCGCCCGCGUAACGAUAGCAAUACUAACUGAGGGUUGCCAGCCUCAAGCAAACCAGACCAAUCGGUGUCGUAUCGGUGUCGCUAGAUUAAACUGCUAUGUUAAAAUAAUGUAAAGUUAUAACUAAAAGCGUGUUGUAUAUUGCUGAAUUAAGCGGCCGCGCCGGCUCUCCGGUCGGGCGGAAUGUGGGGAGGAGAUAUUUAUAAUGUAGUAACUAAUUUUUCCAUUAUGUUGAAUUGUGGCAACUGUUAGUGUUCCGCUCGGCCGGCGAGUCGAGCGAGCUCAGUAUAUAUAAGUACAGUAGCAUGGCCACAGCUGACAGUAUGGCGGCACUCGGCGGUACCCAUGACGUAGCGCCGCUCGACCCUCUCCCGAACCCGACACGUCAUCCGCUAAUGUCGCUAUGUUCAUUGAAUUGUUAUAUUUUAUUGUCCGUUGUGUCCUCGGCGAUGUGUAAAUGUUGGAUGCCAAAGUUUACUAUUUUGAAAUUGAAUUUUGUAUAUAAGAAUUAUUAUUGUUAUAAUAUUUGUAAACAUAUUUUAUUUAGUGAAUUAUAGUUUAGUCAGAUCCGCGUGCGACGAUUAGAGUUACCUAUAGUGACGUGGAAUUAAUGCGAUGAAUAUGAUUGUAACUAAUGUUGUUCCGAAAUAAAUCAUUAAAGUUGAAUAUUUUAAACUGAGUAUUUUGUUACGAGCGCAAGUAUACAGUCGGUUGCAAGUUGCUUUCGAGAAAUGAAUAUUUUCGUAUCGGUGUUUACUAAUUUUAGCGGUUGCAUAUUACUGAAAUAAUAAUAUAAAUAGUACAUAGCUGAAUGUAUUGCGUUAUGAUUUAGCGUAGAUUUAUCUUUCAGUCCUCUAGCUAUCUUCCCCCUAUGAAUAUUUCGGGCUCGUCGAGUCAUUAGGACAUUUCUAAAUUGAAGAACACAAUCAUGUCAUCUCGCUUGCACUUAUAUGCAUAUAUUUCUAUGUUAGAGGUAGAUGGCACUAUUUGAGAAAAACUCAUUUUAUUGACAUUUUAUAGCUUCCUAUCCAAAUUAUGCUUUCUUAAAUACAAACGUAGCAUGUCAUCACUCAUCACUGUGGCAAAGAUUAUGAUUUAUUUAUUUGAUGUAAGUAUUAUCGUCAAAAUCUCAUCAAAACUAACAAAUCUCACUAACGUACAUAUUUAUCUAACGUAGGUACUUAUAUAUUUAAAUGUUUGUUGCAAAUAAAAAUUUAGAACACUGUGGUCUCAUUCGGUCAUUACUUUAUUUGAAUUUAUUUUAUUUCACUUGAAAAUAUUUUUAAACCAUAAUAUUAUGUCCGAUAAUUUUCAAGGCUAUUAAGGAUCUUUCUUAAAUAUUAGGAAAAAAUAAUAUCAAUUAAUCUUCACAUACAUCAUGAAAGCACUUUAUAUUAAGAACAUCAUGUCUUUCACUUGCGAACUUCCAUAAUACCACGUACAAAAGACCAUAAAAAUCAUUAAAAACAUUUAUCUCGAUCGAAUUAUAAUUAUAAAUACAGGCAACUUUGAAACUAAAAGUGUUGGAUAGUAGCGUUCUUAACGUACAAUUUAAGCCAUUUGAAACAAUUGUGCCCAACGGCUAUGGUUUCGAAUUAUAGGGGAUAAUGAUAAGUGUUUACCCUUUGCGCCUCUCUUACAGAGUGUGAAAAUAAAAGAUCCCUUAAGAUGUAUUAAAAUUUAAAAGAUUGG
Molecule: messenger RNA, 7553 nt
Organism: Colias croceus (clouded yellow)
Lineage: Eukaryota; Metazoa; Arthropoda; Insecta; Lepidoptera; Pieridae
Gene: Tomosyn
Product: syntaxin-binding protein 5
Exons: 26
Coding region: 426-4604 (1392 amino acids)
Biological process (GO): regulation of exocytosis; regulation of protein secretion
Cellular component (GO): cytoplasm; plasma membrane; SNARE complex
Molecular function (GO): syntaxin binding; myosin II binding; GTPase activator activity
Source: RefSeq, a predicted model, not a curated record